AUGACUGCUAUUAAGAACUACAUUGUAUCGUCAUUUUCAUCGGUAUUCAAUGAUAUCAAUCCGUCCACACUUACCGGUGCCAUUGAUGUUAUUGUUGUCAAGCAGGAGGAUGGAACGCUUCGUUGUACACCAUUUCAUGUUCGUUUCGGUAAACUAGGUGUUCUUCGCAAUCAACGAAAUAAGGUUUACGUGAUGAUUAAUGGUAAACUUGUUGAAGAUCUUUAUAUGGAAUUGGGUCCAGCUGGAGAAGCAGUAUUCAUUGAAGAAGAAUUAACUGCAACAAGUCUUCCACCAGUUCGUCAUUUAGAACCGUCGAAUACAAAUACUUGUCUUGAUCCUGAUAAUGCUUUGACCAAUGAUGGUCAUCUGCAAUUAUCCAAUAUUGAUUGUUCUCCUCAAAUUAUCAAUAAACAACUUGACGAACAAAACGCGCGUAAUAAUCAUGAACCAGUGGCAAAAUAUGCCUAUGAAAACCAAGUGGUGCCAUCGGUGGAAGUUGAUACUUUAAAUUCUAACACGACGGCAACGUCAAAUCGUCGUCGAACAAAACGACGACCACUGAAUCGCAAUGAGCAAAUCAAUAAGUCGUCAGGUGAAGACAACGACGACGAACAAGAUCCGGAAAUACAAAGUAUGCUGUCAUUAGGUAAACGUCGAUCACGUGUACGACAACGUGAUCUAACGCCUGUAUCACUGAAUGACCAGAAUAACGGUAAUGAGUGCACUGAUUCAACUCUGCCUAUUGUUCGAAGACGAAGUGCAAGUGAAAAUGAUUUACCGUGCUUUCAAAUUGAUGACGAAAAACAAUCCGAAUCAUCUACGCCGUUUGUCGAUGCGCACAGUCGCAUGAAUAGUAUCGAUAGUCGAAAAAAACUAUUGAUCAUCCCGCCCAAAGUGUCAAUCACGUCGAGUCAUGAUCACGAUCACGAUGAUGAAAGUUAUAGCAGCAGCCAAGAAGAUAGCGCCGCCGAUGAGGAUUUUCAACAAAAAACCAAACGAACGCUAUCCAAUCCAAUACCAAUUGAACAAAAAGCAGCAGUCGAUGAUGAUUCCUUAACUCCUCAUAAUCAAUCAGGUUCAUUGAUAGAGGCAAUGUUCUCUCAAUCGGCACCCUUAGCAAACAAUAAUAUCAACACCGUGCCAAUUCGUAUCAGUCAAUCGAUUGAUCCGAAAUCAUAUUACAUGAAUGAGGACUAUACUCCACCAUCGUCAUUUGAGAGUACGACACCCCCGCGGCCAACAAGUCCGAAAUCUGAUACCGAAUACGAACUCGAUAAACCAUCUCAGCCAUCGACUAAAAAAUCGUCAACAUACUUUGGUUGGCGAUGGAAAUGGGGAAAACUACCAAAAGGACCAAGCGUACUUCGGUAUUUUUGGCCAUCGUCAUCGUCAACAUCAGCACAAAAAACAGCGCCCAAUGAAGGUGUCUAUCUUGAAGAUAUAACAAGUAACAAAUGUGAUGAUCGAUCGCGUUAUUUGCCAGAAUUAGACUUUCAACAAAGUCAACAAAGAUAUUCCUUAGAUGAUGAUCAAGAAUCAGGAACUGGAAAUUCGAUCCCACAUUCACCAGUUCGAGACUACGAAGCUUCCUGCCUUCUUGGUGAUGUUCAAGUUUCGCUCUGUGGGAAUAUAAAUCAAUCAACAUCGAUCACCGACGAUAUAUUUGAUGCGCAUCUUGUUCCAUAUGACACAUUUGCAAGUAAUCCAUCGAUUAUCAACGACCCUAAUUUGGUCGUACGUAUCGCUGGAAAGUAUUACAAUUGGGAAGUAGCUUCAGCAUUGAUUGCUUCAACUAGUAUUUAUCAUAAACAUCUGCCGGAGGAAGCGGUGGAAAGUUUGCAAGACAAACACAUGGGACAAGCAAAAUCGCAAACAAGUAGCAGCACUGCUAGUACAUGGUGGUUAUUUUCGGGUCGAAAGAAUGACGCUGCAACCGAUACCAACGCCGCUGCUGCUGAAGCACUCGCAUUGGCAGUCAAAUCGGAAGUCGUUCCUCCGAUAUUGAAAGCUGACAAUUUAGCUCGAACAAAGUCAAAAGACAGUGAACAGGAAGAUAAUGAAGUGAAGAACAUAACAGAUAGAAUCGAACAACGUCAACACCAAACAGUGCCAUCCUCAACAAAAACGCCGAGAAAAACCAUGAUCUUGUCAUCUGAUCAAUUGAAACGAUUGAAUCUUAGAUCAGGCAGUAAUCACGUCGAAUUUAGUGUGACAACAGCUUUUCAAGGUACAACUAUUGUCGAAGCAAACAUCUUCCUCUUUGAUCAAAUGACAAAAUUCGUCAUAUCGGAUAUCGAUGGUACUAUAACAAAAUCGGAUGUCUUUGGUCAAAUUUUACCAUUGGUUGGUCAACCAUGGUAUCAUGAAGGUACCGCGGAGUUCUUCCAAGCAAUUCAAGAAAAUGGAUAUCAGUUUAUCUAUCUAUCAGCGCGUGCUAUUGGACAAAGUAGUGCCACACGAAACUUUCUUCGUAAUAUCAGUCAACGUGGUAGUUCGCUACCAAUCGGCCCAUUACUAAUCUCUCCAGAUACUUUAAUCACGGCAUUCUAUCGAGAAGUGAUUGCGAAGAAACCAGAAGAAUUUAAAAUCGAGUGUUUGAAAAACAUUGCUAGUCUAUUUCCUAACAAAAAUCCGUUUUACGCUGGUUUCGGCAAUCGAAUCAAUGAUCAAUGGUCGUAUACAGCUGUUGGCAUCCCGGUGUCACGUAUAUUCACAAUUAAUCCCAGUGGUGAAGUUCUUCGACAAAAAAUCUCUCAAGUUUUGUCCACUUCAUACAAAAACUUGCAUGAAGUUGUUGAUCAAGUCUUUCCUCCGAUGGAUUCGUUCUCUGCAAGUGAAACGUAUUCAUCAUUUACAUUCUGGCGUAAUGAACCUGCGAUAGAUUCAUUAGACGAAGAAAUGCGUCAACACCUAGCAGAAAUGAAUCGUCCGCAGAAGUCGAAAGGUAAAGUUCCAAAAACGGGUGUUCUACCAAAGACAACUCCAGUAACAACAGUGAUAAAACCAGGAGGUGAAAAAGUAUUAACAAUAGCUCAAGCAACCGAAAAUACAGUGAAAAAGCCAUAG
Molecule: messenger RNA, 3066 nt
Organism: Adineta ricciae
Lineage: Eukaryota; Metazoa; Rotifera; Eurotatoria; Adinetida; Adinetidae
Source: the annotation of a GenBank genome assembly